Paraphaeosphaeria sporulosa is the source of this 733-nucleotide messenger RNA. RefSeq lists its product as uncharacterized. The record is from RefSeq and is a predicted model, not a curated record. Bases 93 to 545 code for a protein of 150 amino acids. The transcript has a single exon. Lineage: Eukaryota; Fungi; Ascomycota; Dothideomycetes; Pleosporales; Didymosphaeriaceae.
CUAUUACAACUUCAUUCGAAGCCGAGCAGGCAUAAAAAAGUGGCGGCAAUAAUCAUGUCUCCUGCAGCCGUGAAAGACAAUUGAACGUUCGAAUGCAGGAACCAGAUCAGGAGAUUAAGAUCAAACGCGAGAUGGCUACACAACGUGAGAGUCCAGCGAAUCGUUAUUCGGACAGGGUGACACACGAGACACGGCUCGGUCUUUACCCCGCCAUGGUCUCGCCUUUCAGUUUUGCAAGCAGAUUUCAAUUCGACGCAAGCAAGCGUUACGGCAGAAACCCUGUAUGGUGGCUUGUCCGUCACAUGUGGUGCAAAGAGAGAACCGCAUCGGUGAGACUAGCCGGUGCGUAUGGUUCCCACCUCAUCGAGAUCAAUACGCAGACGUCUACUGGCGAACGAGUUAUUGCCACUGGUCUCUGGGCGUUGGCUUGUGUGAAACGUAAUCGUCAGAGACGUGCUCAGUGCGUGGUUCGUAUGUCUCAUUUCAUGGAGCCCCUCGCGAGACUCGAUGUCCGUCGUAUGCGAGGUAACCAUUCAACUCGGUAGCACAAGAAAAAAGUAAUUUUGAAUUUGAAACGGUGGCAUAUUCCGGGAACUUGAUCAUUCUCGUUCGGGCCGUAGAAGCAACAUUCCGGGUGGCUCUUCAAAGAGUUGAGGUCCCGAGACAGGGAGCCGUCUGCCGUGGCGUUACCGGUGGUGGUAACCUCUGUCCGACGAACUCGUCACUCCACGCC